Molecule: messenger RNA, 929 nt
Organism: Theileria parva strain Muguga
Lineage: Eukaryota; Apicomplexa; Aconoidasida; Piroplasmida; Theileriidae
Product: putative integral membrane protein
Exons: 6
Coding region: 136-882 (248 amino acids)
Source: RefSeq, a predicted model, not a curated record
AUUUUUAGUAUUCAAUUUUAUUUAUAGACGUUUUUACACAAGUUGGAGAAGUAUUUCUUCAGCUAUGACCACGAGAUUAUUUUUUUCACUGAAGUGGAGCUCCUGAGAUCCCAAUGCAGAAAUGCUCUACAAGAAAUGAUAAAUUUUAGUGAAGAUGAUAAGAAAAGGUACUGGAUCGUAAUUGUUAGGGGAAUGCUUAACAUUUGUAACAAUUAUUAUAAGCCACACAACAGGGACCUAGAAAUAGAAGUAAAUGGCAAAAAAAUCUUACUUGACCACAAAUACAUAAUUUCGUAUGAGUUUUAUGAAUUCAUUUCGUUUUUGACGAAGGACGAAUGUCUCAAGGAAACAGUAAUCUUGACAAUAAGGGAAAUAGUAACCAACAUCAAGAACUCACUGCUUAAUAUAAAAGAUAUGAGUUCAACAUAUUUGCUGGGCGAGCUUCUUCUGAUAAUAGUUGGAGUCAAAAUGAGUUUCAUAACAGAAUAUUUAAUUAUAAUAAUUAAAAAUUUCGAAGGUUCGAUAAAAGAAAAUAACUUCACAUUUGUAAAUGUACAUGAGAUUGCAAUGCACCUGAAAUUAAUCAUGGAUUUGGUGGAAGAUUCCAUGAUAAAACAAAAUAAUGUGUUACUCGACAAGGAUUCGGAAUUUAGAGAAAAGUUGGAAGAUUUGUCAAAAUUGAUUGAUAAAUGCCCAAUUCUAAUUUCAAUACAAUUCGAAAAUAUAAAAACCAAAUUAGUAAAUUAUGAUCGGGUUCACAACGUUGAUACGUCGUCCUCUGUAAAUUAUUUAGGAUUUGAUGACCAAACACCCUUUAAUUUAAAAUUGAUUCCCAAUGAAUCAAUCAAUUGCGAAGAAGCUGUAGAUUUAACAAUGUUAUAAAUUUCAAUUUGAUAUACUUAAAAAUGUAUCGGUUAUUGAAUAAAAGU